Molecule: messenger RNA, 5689 nt
Organism: Cricetulus griseus (Chinese hamster)
Lineage: Eukaryota; Metazoa; Chordata; Mammalia; Rodentia; Cricetidae
Source: RefSeq, a predicted model, not a curated record
AUGAACAGCACCCCAGGAGACACAAAGGAUGUUCCUGCCCCAAGCCGCCGGCAGUGUCUUCUGCCUUCUGUGGCUCACACUCCCUCUGUCACCGAGGUGACACCAGCUAAGAAGAUAACCUUCCUCAAGAGAGGGGAUCCCCAAUUUGCUGGGGUUCGCCUAGCUGUUCACCAGCGUACUUUCAAGACCUUCAGCGCCCUAAUGGAUGAGCUGUCUCAGCGCAUGCCUCUUUCCUUCGGAGUGCGCUCUGUCACCACCCCCCGGGGCUUACAUGGCCUCAGUGCCCUGGAGCAGCUGCAAGAUGGGGGCUGCUACCUCUGUUCAGAUAAGAAGCCCCCUAGAACUCCCCGAGAGCCAGGCCGGCGGCAAAGGAAAAGCCCCUCUGCUGGACAGUCACGGGGGUUUGAAGGUGGCCAUGAAGCUCCAGAAACAUCCUCUUCCUGGAAGGGACUCAUGCCCCCAAGGAGGCUGACACUGGUGAAGAAUGGGGAUCCUAGAUGCCAGCAGACAGUGGUUCUCAGUCACAGGAACACCAGGAGCCUGAAGGCCUUCCUCAGCAAAGCCUCGGAGCUUCUGCACUUUCCCGUGAAGCAGGUGUACACAAUCAGCGGGAAGAAGGUGGACUCCCUGCUGACACUCCUCGAUGGUCCCUCCCUGCUGGUGUGUGCUGGGAAUGAGGCCUUCAGACGUCUGGAGAUGGAAAAUGUUGGAGGGGCCAGGACAAGAACCUUAUCUGGUGUGACUGCAAGGAGUGGACGUGGUGGCUGGGGACCAAAUGCCAAGCAGAGUGUGAUGCAUUCGAGGGCCAGGUCUGGCAGCAGGCCGCAGCAGGUGUCCUUGAUGUCAGAGAGAUCUGGUCUCAGUAACCAUACAGCACUGGGUCAUCAAGACUGGGGAGGGCCUGCUUUGGACAGGCGCCCUCAGGACACACCUGCUCCACAUGGCUCUUUGGUGGCUGCUGAUGAUGUGGAGAAGAAGGUCUGCAUGAACGAGGAUGGCAGCCUGUCUGUGGAGAUGAAAGUCCGCUUCCAACUUCUAGGAGAGGAUACCCUGCGGUGGUCACAGAGGGUGGGGCAUACCAGUGUCUUCACUCCAGCCAGUGGGGAAGGCCAGGUCCUGAGGGAGGCUGAUCCCUUCUGCUGUAGACAGGAAGGCUACCCCUGGGGGUUCUUGGCACAUGGGGCUCAGGGACUGGGCCCCUAUGAUGGAGGAUACCAGGGAGUCUUUAAUUUGGACCAGGAAUCACAGCCCAACUAUGACAUAUGGAGGAACCCCCUGACCACCCCUGGGGGUACAGGUCAAACUCGAAGGAGGAGGUGGGGCCUGUCUAAGCCCUCUGGAUGCAGGAGCCACUGCAGCCAGGUGGCCAAUGAUAGGAAAGGACAUGGCAACAAUAAUGCCAGCCCAGUCUCAAGUCCCAGGCACCCUAGAAGUGCCCAGUCAGGCCCCUGCUGUCCCUGGACAACAGAAGGUGAGACAGACAGUGACACCUUGCAUCCAGCCUCCUCAGCCUCUUCAAGUGGGGUUGAGCUAGAAGCUGAGAAGGGCCCCUGCCUAGCCACAGGACCCUGUGGCUUGGGACCUGAGACCCAAGGUAUAGAAAGGGCCCUUUCUGAUACAUCAGUCAGUGCUGAGUCUCACGAAGGGUCCAGUGAGUGUGGUGGCCAGUGCCACAGAGGCUCAAGUCAGGUGAGGGUCAUGGUUUCCCAGGGGCAAGCCACCCAAGGUAUUUCCACCCAGAGCCUCUUAUCUUUGAGCCGCAUGGAUUUUCAGACAGAGCAGUGUAAUCGGAGCACCAGGGACCAGGAAGCCAGAGGUGAGCCUGACCUGAGGCUGCCCCUGGUUCCAGGCUGUUCUGGCUCUUCAGACGGUGAGAGAGGUGCUCUCUCAGCUCCUGCCAGUGCCCCAGCCCAACAAAGGCAGAAAAAGCAGAAGAGGCCAGUUAGUAUUGUAUGCUUGCCUGAUGUCUCUAUCCCUUGCCAAGGGGCUCAGAAAGGCCAUGCCAGGCAGUGUCAUUAUUGUAGGGACACUCAACCCUCACUGGACACAGCCUUGCAGAUGCCAAUGCCUCAGGAAGGAGAACAGGCUUGCCCAGGAGGCCCCACACCACGAUUUCCUCCAAACUCACCCAGUGCUGAAAAUCAAGCCUCCGGGCAUCUUAGAUCACCAUUCUCUAGGUCUCUUGACUUUCAGGACCCACAAGCCACCAGCAAAGCCAACAUCAUACCCACCAGUGACUCAGACUGUGCUUCCAGCUUUUACCAUCCUAGCACUUGCUCUGCAGAGCCAGCAGGAGACACUGAGUGCCAAGCUCGCCCUCCAGCUCCCACUCCUGUUCACAGGGAAGAGGUUGGUUGCCUGUGGGAAGAUGCAGGGACCACCCCUGAGCCUUUCUCACCCUCUGUUUUGCUGGACCCAUGGCCUGAGGUAGAAGAUCCUGGAACCCACCAAGAUUGCUGCUGUUUACAGGUUGGAGCAUCCUCUGUCCUCAUAGUCCCCACUGGUCAAGCACAGGCACCCAUCUCUGAGGCCUGCUGGGGGACCAGCAGCUUCUGCCCAACUCCCCCACAGGAGCAAACAUGUUCCAGAAAUGAUCCUACAAGCAGCAGUGGUCCCAGAAGUGACCAUAAUCAAGCUGAUGGCCAUGAUGAGCCCAGGAAGACUCUGCUGGGGAAGUCCCCUGGUACCAGGGGAAGCCUUGAGGAGCAGGCAGAUGGUGGUGUGACACCCACUGCUCUGCCCCACACCUCUCCAGAUGCUGUGGUUCGUGAGUGGCUAGGCAACAUCCCAGAAAAGCCAGUACUCAUGACAUGGGAGAUGGAAGGUGAGAGCACAGAGGUGGCCAGCGAUGGCCCAGAAAGUCCUGAGGGGGACCUUGGUGAUGACUGUUAUUUGAAAGCCCUGAGGGAACUGGCUCAGGCCAGACAGCAGCCCCCAGAAGGGGUCACUGAUGAGCAGCCAGAGCCAACAGGAGACCUCCCAGGGUCUGGUCCUGAGUACUACAAGCCAGGAGGUGACCCCCAUCACGAUGCAGCAUCGGGUGAAGGAGUCAAGGCCCCCGCAGAAGCUGGAAUAGGAGAGGAGACCACUGUGGACCAUGGUGUGAGCCUAUAUGCGCUCCCCAGCAGGGUCUCAGCCUCCACACAGAUCAUGAAGGCCCUGCUGGGCUCCAAGCCAGACCGGCCCAGCAGUCUACCAGAGAUCUCUAGCACAGUAGCCCAAAGGCUCAGCUACUCUGCUGGGGCCCUCAUUGCCUGCCUUGCCAGGCUCCAUUUCUUUGAUGGCAACACCAGGCUUGAAGAAUCCCCUAAGUACAAGGAGAUGCUGAACAUCUCCCAGGCCUUGUGGCCUGGGAGUGAGCUUGGGCAAGCCCAGCUGGCCAUUGACCUCAGGAAGCUCUCUUCACACCAGGCUCUGCUGGGAACUGAGGACUUCACACCUACCUCCUCCUCUGGUGUGGAUGUCAGCAGUGGCUCUGGAGGCUCCGGUGAGGGCAGUGUGCCCUGUGCCAUGGAUAAUACCCUGGCUCCGGACAGGGUAGAUUUACCCUUGAAAAUCCCCUCUCAAAGACCCGAUUCCGGGAACCAGGGGUACCCAGGGGUACUGAGUCAUUCCACAGCCUCAUCUGGCUCCCAGAUGUGGCCUUGUGCCACCAGUGGGCAGGAGUCAGGUAAAGGUGGCAGGAACCAGAAGUGGAGCAACACUCCAGAACAAUCCAUCCAAAGCACAACGCUGGAAGAGGAGGCACAAUCAGAAGAGAAAAAAGGGAGAGUAAAAGAGAGGCUACAGGGAGAUGGAGUCCAUGGGAAAGGGCUUCCAGAAGAAAGGUCUGGAGUCUGCAGUCAGGAAAAGUUUCCCGCUGGCUCCUGGGACAGGGAGAGCUCACCAGAAGACACCAGAAUGUCAAAAGAUGAAGCAGGAAGAGAUGUUGCCUCCGGAGGACUAUGGCCCCUAGAUGGGAGAGAGGAACCCACAGAGUCCCCUUGCCGUUUCCGUGAGAGCAACUCAAACACUAAUGAGGGUCAAAGUCUUCACGUAUUGGAGCUGGGGUUGGAAGGGAAGUCCAGAGUGGCUGCAACGGGCAGCGAGCAAGCAGGUAUCAAGGCCAGCUCAAGAACCAGGGAGACAAACACACCCAUUGCCCACAGGAGAGCUCUGGACCCUGACCCCAUCUGGGUGUCCAAGCUGCUGAAGAAGGUAGAGAAAGACUUCAUGGCUCACCUGGCUGGUGCCAUAACUGAACUCCGAGCCCGAUGGAACCUUCAGGACAACAGCCAACUGGACCAGAUUGUGACUGAGCUGGAGCAGGAUGUGGGCCGACGGCUUCAAGCAAGCACUGUCAGGGAAGUGAGGAAGAUCCAGAGCCGGGCAGGGAGGAUGGUCCCAGAACCUCCCCGGGAAGCCCUCAGAGGUCAGACAUCUCUACAGACAGCACUGCGCAGGCGUCGCCUUCAGGGCCUGAGAAACUUCUCAGCCUUCCCCGGCCAGGGUGCCCCCUCCCUCGCCUUGGAGGAUGGGUCCACUCUCAGCACAGCCUUAGGGACCAGGCCAGGUGUGGGGGGAAUGGGGGAUGAGUUCUGUCCCUGUGAAGUCUGCCUGAAAAAGAAGAUGACCCCUAGAUUCCCAAAGGGUGCAACAGCAGUCUUCAGCGCACCGGUCCGAAAGGCCUUUGACUUACAGCAAAUUCUACAGAGCAAGAAAGAAGGUAGGAAUGGAGAGGCCAUGGAGGUGCCCCCCCAGAAGGCAGGGAUGAUGUUGCCUCAGGAGGACCCUCAAACUGUCCAGGGAACUCAUCAGAAGCAGGAGCUGAGGUUGGCCCCGGGGUCUGGGGCAGAUGAGGAAGAAGAGGGGAAAGGGAGGCAGAGGCUGAGAGGAGAGGAGGACUCUGAGUUCUUGAAAGCAGGAGCUGGUUGCCAUGUUCCAGAAGAGGACGCAGCCACUGCAAGAGAAGGGGAAAUCCACAUCAGUGCUGCACAAGAAAACCAGCAGUUAGAGGAGUGUAUGACUGAGGAAGAAACCCAGCACCAGAGCUUUAGAGAAGGAGAUUCUUGGGAGGCUUCAGGAAGACAGGGUGAUGAUGGUCACUCUGUGGAGACUCGGGAUGCUUCCAGAGAAAGACAGUCAGAGGUAGAAGGAGGAAAUCAAGAUGAAAAGGAGAAUGGCCCUUGGGGUAGUUCUGGAGAGAGCCAGAGGAGGGCAGUUUCUAAAAACAUCAGCCUAGACCAAGAGGGGAGGCUCUACAACUACCAUAGAAGGCCAGGCCCCCAAUGCCACCACACAGCACACUCCUCCAGGGCAUCAUCUCUGGGCAUCUGCUCACAGGUGUCUCAGAAGAGCUCAGAAGAAAAGUUUUCAAGUGGAGAGCUCAAGUUCACCAAGGCCAAGAACAGCCGGGUAUUGCAUGCAGAGAGAGAAGGUACCACGAUGUACCCAGAGAGUUCCUCAUCUGAACAAGAAGCCCCCUCCAGCCCAAGAUCUCCAAAGCAGAGGGAAGGAGAAGUCUGUGGUGUGGAAGAUGAAGAAACAGCUGGAAGCUUAGUUUGUACCCAGGUCAAGGGUAGGGUAGAUGGCAUUGGUCAGGACGAUUUAGAUUUCUAGACAUCAAAUGAUAGGAUAGCAAUGAGUCUGAGUGAUACCUGCGUAAAUAUAGUACCCAUGUACCCAAGAGAGGCUCAAGCCACUGGGGAUG